Effrenium voratum is the source of this 3615-nucleotide messenger RNA. The record is from the annotation of a GenBank genome assembly. NCBI's taxonomy places the organism in Eukaryota, Dinophyceae, Suessiales, Symbiodiniaceae.
GCCGGGGCCAUCGUCGGCACUUCUGGCUUUCUGGCUCCACUGGUGGCAGGCCUGCCGCUUCGGGCCUGCUGGCGGGUGUUGGGCUGGAGCCAGGAGCCCUUGCUUCAGGAGAUUUGGAGCGCCCCCCGGGGCGUCCUUUUCGCGGCCUUGGUGGGGGCCUGGUGCUGCGGCACCUGCUUCGUGUUGGGCGUUUGGUUUGAGCACACCGUGUUUGUGCGCGUGGGCUGCCUCCUGGUUUUGAACGCUUCCGUCUUCGGGCUGCUGGCUGCUUACAGCUUCAUUCGCUUCGUGUCGCAGGCGCCAGAGCCGGAAGAGUCCCAGGUGACCAUGCUUCAGAAGUUUGAGAACAUUGAGGUUGAUGGGAGAGAGGUACGCCUGAGGAUCUUCCUGCCAGCAAAAGAUGCAGGCGAGGACAAGAAGGUGCCUGCCGUCGUCAUGGUCUGCGGCUUGCUUUGGUUCGGCGAGGGCCUCUUGGGCUUCAUCGGGCUCAACUUCAACGACGCCUUUGGCUAUGCCUUCGCGCGUCAGGGCGUGCCAUGCGUGCAGAUCCACACCCCGCAGCGCCACAUUGCGCACACCCGGGUCAUGGACCUGGCGGCGGCUGUCUGUGCGCCGCUCUACCUGGUGCCUGGCUUGCGGUUUCUGCUCCUGGCCUCGGACGUCUUGAUGUUGCUAACGUCCAAGAAGGACAUCUGGCUUCUGAUGUUGGCUGUGGUUGGUCCUGGGCUCAUGGACGCGGUGCUGGCGACCUCGCUUGCCCUGCCGAUGCUGCUCCUGGGUCCGCUGGGAUGGCUGCUGGGCGUUGCUUACCUCGCCGCCGGACUUGUAGUGUUGCCGCUGCUCCAUGGGGCCGUGCGUCUUGGCCAGUACGUGUCCAAUGAGUUGGACAUGGAGGGCAAGGACCGACGGGACUACCUCAAGGAGGUGGAGGCGGCCGUGACGUGGGCUGAGGAGAAUGAAGAAUCUCUCGGUAGCGAUGGACGCCUGGUGCUUUGUGGCUAUUCUUCAGGUGGCCACGUGGCUGCCUUGUACGGCCUGCAGAACUGCGCAACUCCCGGCAACAGCGACCGCCGCUUUGAGGCAGUGGUACUCGUCUCAGGCAUCUACGACCUGCGCACUGAGGGCUGGCAGGGGGCAAAGCGUGUCCUGGCGCCCGUCCACAACAUGCUCUACGGGGACAUCCUUGGUGCUGACUCCGAUGAAAAGAGGGCGGCUGCCUCUCCAGCAGCGGUGGUGCAGUCCUCCAAGCAGAAGGAGUUGGACAGCGGCUGCACCUGGUGGCUCCUCAACGCCAAGAUGGAGCUGAUGAGGCUGCCGUUGCUGGAGGACAUCCUCUUCAGUUGCACGGGCUUCGCGGCGGAUCUGAAGGCCAAAGGCGCCACUGUGAGGCGUGCCGAGUGUGGCUACAACCACUGGCUGUUGAUCUUCGGCUUCCCGACCUUCGCGGAGUCCUUCUGCGAGAGUUUGAAGCAGGAAGGGUGUUUUGGGGUCGGUAGCAUGGCGUCGCUGCAGAAUGCAAAGGAGACCCAGGCCAAGCUCCUGGAGUACGAGGUGAAGGCAUGCAAGCACACCAUGCUGCCCAGCUCGCCCCGGGCCCUGGGGCUUUCGGAAUUUCGGCUCAAGAGAACCGACCAGAUGUCCUGGACCUUGUGGAACUUCAGGCUUCAGAUCCUCGCAGAGGCCGCCAUCACCCAGCGGGACUACCUGCGCGCCGAGCCGCUGGUGCGAGAGUCCCUGGGGUGCUUUCUCAAGGAGCGCCUCUCCUGGGAGUAUGUGAGCCUCGGUGAUGCGUCUGUCUUCCAGCCCUUCUUCCCCAGCUGUGCCGUAGUCUCCAGCGGGGGCGCGCACUUGCUGCGCCCACGCAGGGGCGAGGAGAUCGAUGCCCACAGCGCGGUCUUCCGCUUCAACGACGCGCCGGCGGAUCGGCGCUUCGCGGAUUUCGUGGGCAGCAAAACAACCAUCCGCGUGAUCAACCACUUUCAGACGGGAGACAUGAGCCAGGAGGAUUGUUGGUACCUGCUCUCGGAGUCCUUCACACCGCAGGGCACCUUUUUCGAGCAGCAGCAGAGGUUGGGCAGAUUGCUGCGCUGCCAGCUGAACGAUGAGAAGAACGGGGCCAUGGCCUUCCUCAUCACCCAGGCAGUCCACGAGCUCUUCGAGUUCCCCAGCUGGGGCCAGGAGGGCUUCAGGGUCAGCAGUGGCAGCGCGGGCAUGAUCAUGGCCCUGAAUCUCUGCGGGGUGGUGGAUGCCUACGACAUGACCAGCUCGGAGCUGUCGCGUCAGGCGCUGUAUCACUACUACGACAACAGCUCAGGCUUUGGGGAUGAAAACUGGCACCACAUCUUCCAUGCGGAGCAAACCCUUUGGGAGCACUUGGCGGAGCCUCCGACUGAGGCCGAGAAAGCCAAGGGGAAGAUCUCCAUCCUGGGCUUUCCCAGCUUGGACUGCCAAAAGCAGCCUGCGCUUCCUCCGAGGUUGCCGCUGCCUGCUGGCCUCGCCUCGGAGGUCGUCCCGAGGGUGCGGAGGAAGGGCGGUGUGUCCAUGUUCAUCGAAACGCUUUGUGUCCUUGGUGCAGUGCUGUGCCUUGCGAAGGCCUGGCGCCGUGGCGGCCAGGCGCCCCAUUUCGACCGCAUCCUGGUGGUCUACGUGGCGCUGAACCUUGCCUUGCAGAUGCUGGUGAAGCGAGAGCACGAGGAGAGGCAGAAGCCAGCCGAUUCGCCUUCCGAGGCUGCGGACCUCACCAGGGCCUUGGUCAUCACCUCCCUGGCCGAGGCUUUGAAGUUGCUUGUGUCGCGCGCCAUGGCGGACCAGCGGCUUUGCCGGGAGGCCCUCUGGAUGAUGACUCCUGGCGCGAUCAUCUACACGCUCAACAACAUGCUGGCCAUGUACUGCGUCUCGGUGCGGGCGUUGAACUCGGCGGUGCUCUGGGCGGACACCAACAUCGUCUUUGGGGCCUGCUUUUGGAUGCUCGCCUUCCGGCAAUGGAUCUGCCAAGAGCGGUGCCUGGGCCUCGCCUUCGUGAUGGCCGGCUGUGCCUUUGAUGGGCUCGGCGCGGGCGCGGACUGGCGUAUCAGCUUGUCCGUGCUCUCUGCCCUUCUCAGCUCCCUGGGGGCUGUGGUCAUGGAACGCGCCGUGAAGUCCGAAGCCUUGAAGGACAAGAGCAUACACUCCUUGAACGAGCAUUUGUACGUCCAGACAGUUGCCUUCGGCGCGGUGCUCAUUUGCGCGAUGCUGGCGGCACAAGGCCGACACCUCGAGCCCAGUGUGGUGAGGUCAUUCUCCCCCAUCACGGUGCUCAUCAUCAUCCUGCAGGCAGCGCUGGGCAUGGUGGUCAGCGUCGUGCUGAAGAAGACGGACGCUGUGUCCAAAGUGGUGGCAAGCUGUCUGCGGCAGCCAGUUCUGGUCCUGCUUGCUCCUUUCUUCGUCAGAGAGACGAAGAAUGACAUUAUCUCUAUCCAGAGUGCCUUUCUUGUGGCGUGCGGCUGCUUGAUCUACUUCAUCGCCAAGUCCAAACCUGCGCCAGAGCCUGAACCGCCUGCGCGGCCGAUGGGCUCUGGGUUCUCAAGGUGGCCGCUGCGGCUGAAAGCCGGGGUUGGGCCUGCCGCUCCACUCUGA